UCCUUCAGAGCUCCCUAGACGACACGGACGGCCGGAAGUGGUGGUCGCAAAAUAAACAGACAUCACAUCAACAGUAAACUCUUUACUCUUUACGAGCUGUCUAAUGAAAAAAAUAUCUAAGCUCUCACACACGAUUUCUUUAACGCGACGUAUGUAAUCUUUUUAUUACAGUAUUGUAUCUGCUUCACGCUACUAUAGCUACUCUUUCCAUCGAUUUUGAAGCUGACGAUGACCUGGAAAAUAAUCGGGUCCAUAGUCAUAGCGGUUAAUUGUUUAAAUCUGUAAAUAUGCAGCCUAAGGACACACAAUUAUUAUCACUUCCAUGCAUUAUGAGACAAUGGGCGCCUGGGCACAGACAUGCAAAAGGCCCCAGCACCUGUUCCACAUAGAAUUGUUUUGCAUCUCUGUAGUUCUCUGCAUGUUUAACGCUGCCUCCAUUUACUUCAACUCAUCAAGACUUUUCUCUGUUUUUUGAUCCUUCGUUUACCGUGGAGGCAUGCAAGAAGUUUUAUACAAGAAUUCAAGGUAACACGGGGUGAGUAAUUGAUACACAAAUGGAACAUUUGUAGGUCUAAAAGUGCGGUAUGGGAGUACUACACUCAACAAGUGCAAACCUAACAGAGGUAGUACAAGCUGACAGCAACAGUAUGGAAGAGGAAAUCAGAACGGAUGAGACAGAACAAGGAGAUGUGUCGACCAAUGAGGGAGAUUCCAGUGUUGGCAUGUCCGACAACAGUCCAACUAAAAGAGGAAGGGGGAGGCCACAAGGGUCAAAGAAGUUAAAGAUUUGUGUUCGAGACGACGUAAACCUGAUGAAGCUGGUUUCAGGCAUUUCCAGCGAUGGGUCCACACAGCCCCCGAGGGGAAGAGGGCGUCCAAAACUCACAAAACACACAGAGCAGCAAGUAUCAGGACACGACCAUGCUGAUUCUUCUGUGCAAACUCCAGGGUCCAAGAAACAGGCCAGUAAUGAAGACAGCCUUACGACAGACCAUUCUCCAAAGAAGAGAGGCAGGCCAAGAAAGUCUCUCAGCAUUAGCACCCCUGAUACACCACAAGCGAGAAGGGGUCGUCCAAAGGGAUCCACGAAGCGCAAGUCAGAAAGUUUAGCAAGUGAAGAGAAUGAGAAACCCUGGCUGGAGUUGAGCAGUGAGGAUGAGGACGAUGCUGAUGGAAGCCCAAACUCACUGAUAAGGAAGAGAGGUCGACCCAGGAAGGUGGUAACACCGGGGGAGACGACACAGGAUUCAUCAAAGGCCGUCUCAGAGAAGCCUCAUCGAAAGAGAGGAAGGCCAAGAAAAAGCAUUGUACAGGUGAGCGGAGAUGAACAAGAACUGGUCACAGAUGGCUCCCAGCCAGCUAAGAGGGCAAGAGGUCGACCUAAAAGCACUUUUAACAAAAAGGUGCCCGGUAAGGUGGGCCGGCCUAAUAUAACCCUACUCGCAAGAGGGAAGCGUGGACGACCAAGAAAACAACCUGCCAAAAGGGGAAGGCCACGAAAGUACCCUCUGCCGCCACACGUUGAUCCUCCAGAGGGGCCUCCACCAGCCGCUCACAGAAGCCGCGGUCGGCCUCGCAAGACUUCACCUGCCUCUUCAUCCUCACCACACAACCCCGAAGUUGGAUCCCCACGGAAAAGGGGCCGCCCUAAAGGUUCAGGCAACAAAAAUAAAUCCAUAAGUGAUCACACUCCCCAACCCUUCAAAAGCAAAGAGUGACUCAUCUCAUGUUGGGGGGGGGGAAACAUGAAGAAGAGUCUGUAAAAGAGGAGGUGGGGCACAGUGCCAAGACGUCCAUCGAGCACAGGGACGAUACUGAAGACUCGCUCAUCGAUCAGGAUGCAAGCUUUGAAGUAGAGCCGCAAAGCUAAAUCGAUUAGUUGUCAACUAUCAAAUUAAUCGGCAACUAUUUUGUUAAUCGAUUUGAGUAAUCUUUUAAGAAAAACAUUCUCUGAUUCCAGCUUCUUAAAUGUGAAUAUUUUCUUCUCUAUGACCGUAAACAGAAUAUAUUUGGGUUGUGGACAAAAAAAAAGACUUUUGAGGACGUCAUGGUGGACUUUGGGAAACACUGUUGGGAAAACCUAGUAGCCAGGUUUGAUGAAGCAUCCCGGUCCGACCAAACAGUUGCUGUUUAAAACAGAACACAAUCUUAUCAAUGAAAAUACGUUUUCAACAUUUUGUCAGGUGGGUUAUAUAUCCAGCAGCUCUUCUGACUAACGUGUCCAUGCUGUUUUAUUGUGCUUUAUUUCUGUCAUCUGAGUAAGUAGUAGUACUAAUAGUCUUUUACUAGAACUGGCAUGUAGAGUUUAUUAUUAUUAUUAUAGACCCUAUUGUUCAAGUUGUUGUUCAGCUUUCAGAUUCAAUAAAAAUGAAGAGUGAAACUAGAGAGAGCCGAAAUCCUGACAUCACACCUCUGUUUCGCUAGCUGCUGUAACUCAAUACAAUCUCUCAUUAUGCUAUUCUUUCAUCGCGCUUUCUGAAAGAAUAAAAUGUGAUCUUUGGGUUUACCUUCAAUAUUUUAUGACAAAUUGUCGUAUGAAUAUAGAGCGAUAUUCCAUUCUUUGAAAAUGUAAACAAAGUGUUUGCAAACUGAUUUCCAACCUUGACCUAUAUUUGGCAUAUAACGAGAUAUCUUGACAAAGACAAAUGUUUUUGUUUUUGUUUUAUCAAUCUUUUUAUGGCUACAAUGUAUAAAAGGACAAUGUGAAAGGUUAGGGGUCGCUGCAGCUUUUUACUGAGUUUCAGGUAAAUGUAUAAUUGUCAAGCCACAACUGUUUUGAUGACUCACCGCUGACAUGGUAUCAUUUUGUUCUCAGCGGGAAAAUAUGUCUAAAACCGUAAAAAGCAGACAAAGUUAGUGACUAGUUGGUGUAAUAGUUAAACAUUAGCAGCUAAGACCCAGAUAUUUUACUAAAGGAGCUAAACAAAAGUGGCUAUUGAAGGAUAAUGUUUCUUCUGGAUGUGUAAAUAAGCAACUUUUUGUUAACGUGAUUGUCAUGUUUAUGUUGAUGUAUGUAGACAUGUAUAGAUUUUAUGACUUGGGACUUUAAUGACAUUACAUUUUCGUGAUUAGAUUGAGUUGACAGACACUCAAUACUCACUUGUUUUUUUUGACACCGUGUGUAAAAAUGUUGUGACCUGACACAGCAUCAUUUAUAUUAACAUCUUAAGAGUUGUGCCAAACAAUUGAAGUUUCUCAAUGCCAAUUUGUGCUUUGGUAUAAGCCUUUGUGAAGUCAAAUAAGUUAGUAAUAAUUGAGUGGACAUAUUUGUAUUUUGUGUGUUUUGAACAAGAAGUCAAUCAUUUGUAAGAUUAUGAUCUUUAAACAAAAUAUUGGUCUUGUCUCAAUGUCCAUUUAUAUUCCUCUAUUACCUCCAGACAGUUUACAUAACUUAAUGUCAGCAAAUACAAUAUUACAAUAUUUAUCUGUUUAACAUGGUGUUUGUGGGUAGCAGCUCCACAAAACAAAGCGUUUCAUUUAAUAUUUAGCACAUUUUAUAUAUGAUUUUAGUAAAGUAUAUGCCUGCCUUU
This is a messenger RNA of Cottoperca gobio, 3530 nucleotides long. Its product is annotated as chromosomal protein D1-like. Lineage: Eukaryota; Metazoa; Chordata; Actinopteri; Perciformes; Bovichtidae. The record is from RefSeq and is a predicted model, not a curated record. Gene Ontology annotation, biological process: regulation of DNA-templated transcription. The coding region runs from base 585 to 1718 and encodes 377 amino acids. Gene Ontology annotation, molecular function: transcription coregulator activity; DNA binding. Gene Ontology annotation, cellular component: nucleus; chromatin. The transcript has 4 exons.